GUUUCUCUAUUAAAGCGCCCCUGGGGCCAGCGCGAGACAGCCGCAAAGCCUCUGCCUCUGCUCUUCCCCGCUCUGCUCAUCUCCAUUGCUGCCGCUCUCCGACCUCAUCACCGCCUCAGCGUAGCAGCAAGGAGGAGGAGGAGAAGGAGGAGAAGAAGAUGGAGGUGGAGACGAUGCUGGAGGACGACGUGUUCUUCGCCGAGCUCAGCAAGCGGAUAUCGCUGCUCAUCACCGACGACGACGAGGCCGACUUCGGCGCCGCAGCGGCGCAGUUCAUCCCCGCCGCCGCGCCCUUCUCGGGGUUCGCGUCGCUCGCCCAUGUGCCGCAGCAGCAGCGCGCGUCGAUGCUGGCGCCACCGGCCCACACGUUGUACCAUCACGCCGCCAGCUACGGCGGUGACGGUGCCAGGGCGGCGUGGCAACAGCAGCAGCAGCAGUGCGGCAGCAAGGGCACCGGCGUGUUCAUCCCCCGGUCCACGCCUGGGUCGGCGCACCACAAGAAGAGGGGCAAGAACAAGGGCGGCUCCAACUCCACCGCGAACAAGGCGGCGCGGGCGCAGGCCGGGAGCGCCGCCGCCGUGGGAGCCGCGAAGAAGCGCGCCGCCGCCUGAUGAUCGAGCCCAUCCUUGCCAUGAACUCAAAAAGGAAAAAAGAAAUUAAAAAAAAAAGAAGCGCGACUAACAGCUCCAGAUGCAGUGCAACACAGUGCUGAAGCGUCAGUGGAAUCAAUCAGUCGGAUUAAUUAAUCUGUUUAAUUAAUUAUUGUGUAUUCUUACAUGGUAAAUAACCAUUGUUACUCCCCAGGGUCGAAAUGUAUAAUCUGAGCCCUCAGGGAGGAAUAUGGGGGCGCCACCACACAAAUAAUAAUCUGUAUGUAUAGUAAGCUAGUGGCGUGCAUGAGGUGGUGCCGUGGUUUUAUUUUCUUGGCUCAAUCGAUCUAUUAAUCGUUUUUUGUUUUUCUCUCUUACCCCAUUUUUGUAAGAUGAGAAAUGAAUUCGAUCGGUGUCAAAAUGGGCAAUGAUUGGUGCAA
This is a messenger RNA of Phragmites australis (common reed), 1030 nucleotides long. RefSeq lists its product as uncharacterized. NCBI's taxonomy places the organism in Eukaryota, Viridiplantae, Streptophyta, Magnoliopsida, Poales, Poaceae. Bases 159 to 611 code for a protein of 150 amino acids. The transcript has 2 exons. The record is from RefSeq and is a predicted model, not a curated record.